AAUUGCCCACAUAACUCACCAAGACCACCAGACAUGAAGCUUCACGUCGUGGCAGCCAUCCUGCUGGCCGUGGCCGCGUCGUCGUCGCCGCCGCCCGCCGCCGCCGUCACCUACGAGGUGAGCAACGAGGCGGCGAGCACCGCCGGCGGCCAGCGGUUCGACCGGGAGUACGGCGCCGGGUACGCCAAGCAGGUGCUCGCCGCCGCCUCCUCCUUCACCUGGAGCAUCUUCAGCCAGCCGAGCGCCGCCGACCGGAGGCCCGUCGACGCCGUCGUCCUCGCCGUCCGCGACGUCGACGGCAUCGCCUCCACCAGCGGCAACACCAUCACGCUCGGCGCCGGCUACGUCGCCGGCGUCACCGGCAACGACUUCAAGACGCAGGUGACCGGAGUGUUGUACCAUGAGGUGGUGCACGUGUGGCAGUGGGGGCUGCAGGAUUACGGGGCGCAUUCGUGGGUGUACGAGGGGAUCGCCGACUUUGUGCGGCUGCGCGCCGGCUACCCAGCGGCUGGUUGGGUGCAGCCGGGGCAAGGGAACAGCUGGGAGGACAGCUACUCCGUGACGGCGAGGUUCUUCGACUACUGCGACAGCGUCAAGCCAGGGUUCGUUGCCGACCUGAACGCUAAGCUGAAGAAUGGGUACAACGUCGACUACUUCGUGCAGAUCACCGGGAAGACCGUGCAGCAGCUGUGGCAGGAUUACAAGGCCAAGUAUGGAAACUGAUGAUCGAUCGACGCAGAGAAUGAAUAAGACAAGAGAUUACCAUCAUUGAUUGAUAUAGAUUGUUGUAACUCAUAGCUAUGGAGUUUACACAAUUAUUGUAUUGCUUACGGAUGAUAGAAUAAAGGGACGCUGUCUAGUUUUCAAUCACAUGAAAAAUACUUGCAAAUUUUAGUCCUUUUUCAACGGUCUA
Oryza sativa Japonica Group (Japanese rice) is the source of this 913-nucleotide messenger RNA. RefSeq lists its product as uncharacterized. The record is from RefSeq and is a predicted model, not a curated record. Lineage: Eukaryota; Viridiplantae; Streptophyta; Magnoliopsida; Poales; Poaceae.